CAGACAAUAGAUCAUAUGGAUAAAAUUCGUCCAAACCAUGAAACUCAUUAUCUCUUUAUACACCACAACUUCACCACGCAUAUUCCCCCAUUGCUCUUCUUCCUCAGGGCGUCUUUCAUGCUUCCAUAAUACUAACAACACCAAGAAAACAAUCCGAAACAACGAAAUGAGGCCAUUGGUUCCGGCACGAGACAUAGUUAUAGACUUUGGUAAACACAAAGGGAAGAUGUUAGGAAUGUUGUCAUCUGAUUACUUGAAAUGGAUGUCAAAAAACAUGAACAUGGAUAAAUGGGGAAAGCUAGCGGAAGACGUGUUGAACGACGAAGUAUACGCGGACCGUAUAGAAUGGGAGGUUGCAGAAAGACUAUUAAGCGGUGGUGAUGGGCUUGGGUGUGGUGCAGGUGUGGCUGCAGAAUUGGAAAGUAUAAGCAAGAGGUUUGGGUGGGACUAUAAUGAUAAAGUUGGUUGGAGUAAGGUUGAGUUCGGGUUGUUGGGGACGUCUAAGGGGAGACGAUUGCCUAGAGUUGGUAAUGAGAAGGAUAAUGAUCAUGUGUAUGAAGAGAGGAGUUUCAAGAAACUGGCUGCGAAACGCAUUGGUGGUGAAAGGGAGAAAAGACGAGAAAGAGGUGUAAAGAGAAGGGAACAACGGGUUGUUUUUGGUAGUAAUGAGGAAAAUGAAGUAGUAGAAGAAGAAGAAAAAAUGAAAAAGGAUGAGAAUUAUGAAAUGGAGGAUAAGCGUAGGACUUUACGAUUCCCAGGGAGACGAUCCCUUAUUAACAAGGUGUUGUUGGAUGGUGAUUUGAAUGGGUAGAUCAGAUGAAUGCAACACCAAUGUAUUUCUGAUACUAGGUUGUUGUUAGUAAUUGUUAGUUUGUUUAUAAACUAGACGAAUUGGAUUUGAUUGAAGGCAAAAAUUUUGCUCUUAUUGUAAUUCUCAAUACUACAGUUCCAAGCAGUCUCAAGUGUUUUAAGGGUUUCCUUUUUAUCUGGUCA
Messenger RNA from Erigeron canadensis, 993 nucleotides. RefSeq lists its product as uncharacterized. The coding region runs from base 38 to 811 and encodes 257 amino acids. Gene Ontology annotation, cellular component: plastid. The record is from RefSeq and is a predicted model, not a curated record. The transcript has a single exon. Lineage: Eukaryota; Viridiplantae; Streptophyta; Magnoliopsida; Asterales; Asteraceae.